Molecule: messenger RNA, 609 nt
Organism: Mycosarcoma maydis (corn smut)
Lineage: Eukaryota; Fungi; Basidiomycota; Ustilaginomycetes; Ustilaginales
Product: mitochondrial 54S ribosomal protein mL54
Exons: 1
Coding region: 1-609 (202 amino acids)
Cellular component (GO): mitochondrial large ribosomal subunit
Molecular function (GO): structural constituent of ribosome
Source: RefSeq, a predicted model, not a curated record
AUGAUCCGAACGUCGACGACGUCGAUUCGAGCAUUAUGUGCUUCUCUUAAACAUGUACCACUCUCGCGCACCUACGCAACUGCAUCAGCGACAGCAUCGUCCUCCGCCCCUUCGUCUUCAUCGAAUGCUUCCGCCGAAGCGCCAUCCCUACCUUCAGCAGCACCUCCGGGAACCGUACUCAAAGGCGUGUCCAUCUUCAAGGACAAGGCGGACCCCGUAGCGCUUCAGGACAACGAGUAUCCUCCUUGGCUGUUCAAGCUUCUGGAUGACGCUUCGAUAGCAUCCUCGUCUUCUCUCGCUUCCAUUGAGAUGGCGAACAUGUCGAAAGGUGAAGCACGUGCUGCACAGAAGCGUCAAUCCAAGAUUCUGCGUGCCGCUCAACUGGCAAAGGAAAAAGCGGAAGCAAAAGCCGCCGAACGCGCAGCAAAAGCUGGUAACCCAGCGACAACAACGAGAGCUAGUGCCGAGCAGGAAGUGGCGUUGAGCCCAGAGGCAAAGCGAGCCAACUUGUUAUCCAAAGCGGCGCAGGAAGAACAGGCCAGAAGAAAGGUGCUCAGAAAGGCCAAUAAGGACGCCAUCAAGGCUCGCAACUUUGUCAGCGCUUCCUAG